This is a messenger RNA of Leptinotarsa decemlineata (Colorado potato beetle), 1747 nucleotides long. It is a transcript of the gene Aldh7A1, whose product is annotated as Aldehyde dehydrogenase 7 family member A1. The record is from RefSeq and is a predicted model, not a curated record. Lineage: Eukaryota; Metazoa; Arthropoda; Insecta; Coleoptera; Chrysomelidae. Gene Ontology annotation, molecular function: aldehyde dehydrogenase (NAD+) activity.
UAUUAUCUUAUGUUGAACUGAUAUGCGGUAAUUGCAGUGGAACCAUCUUUAAAUAAAAAUUUCAUCUGAACAUACUAAAAAUAGUCAUGAUAAUUACCAGACCUGUGAGAUUGUUCAACUCGUACAGAAGUUUUGUGACAAGAACUAUGUCUUCAAGUUCAGAGUUUCUGAUCAACGAUACAAAGUAUUCCUUCUUGAAAGAUCUAGGACUAGAGGAGAGAAAUCCUGGCGUGUUUGACGGUACCUGGAAAGGAUCUGGCAAGGUAGUGCAGUCCAUUUGUCCAAGCAACGGAAAAGUUAUUGCAGAGGUUCAACAAGGCACUCUUUAUGACUAUGAAUCUUGUGUGGAUGCAUCUACAGCUGCUUGGAAAGUUUGGGCAGACUUACCUGCUCCCUCCAGAGGUGAAAUAGUGCGACAAAUAGGGGAUGCUUUGAGAGCAAAACUUGUACCUUUAGGAAAACUUGUGUCUAUUGAAAUGGGAAAAAUACUGCCUGAAGGUAUUGGAGAAGUACAAGAAUACAUUGACAUCUGCGACUAUGCUGUAGGACUAUCUCGAUCUCUAUCAGGAUUAAUUCUACCAUCCGAACGUCCCGGACAUGUUCUUAUGGAAAAAUGGAAUCCUCUAGGUCUUGUUGGAGUCAUAACAGCAUUCAAUUUCCCAAUCGCCGUGUAUGGCUGGAACAGUGCAAUUGCUAUGGUUUGCGGCGAUUCACUUCUAUGGAAAAGUGCGGAAACAACUUCCUUGGUGUCAGUGGCAACAACAAAAAUAAUUGCUGAUGUCCUAGCAAAAAAUAACCUCCCUACUGCCGUAUCAACACUUUGCUGUGGAGGUGCAGUCGUUGGUAAAGCAAUGGCCGCCGACAACAGAAUCAAACUGCUGUCUUUCACUGGAAGUACACAAGUUGGUCAUCAGGUUGGAUUGGAAGUUCAAAAGAGAUUUGGAAAGCAUCUGCUUGAGUUAGGAGGUAAUAAUGCUAUACUAGUGGCGGAAGAUGCGGAUUUGAAUAUGGUAGUUCAGGCUUCUUUGUUUGCUUGCAUCGGAACAGCUGGUCAAAGGUGCACGACUACAAGGAGAUUGAUUCUUCACGAAAAAAUAUAUGAUGAGGUUUUACAGAGGCUCAAGAAAGCUUAUUCCCAAGUUAUUAACAGAAUUGGAGAUGCCUUGGAAGAAAAUACUCUAGUAGGGCCCCUACACAAUGAACAAUCUUUACAAAAAUUUAGAAAUACAAUAUGUGAAAUACAAAACGAAGGUGGAACAAUUGAAUUUGGAGGAAAGGUACUAGACAGACCAGGAUUCUUUGUGGAACCCACGAUAGUGACUGGUUUAAAACAUAAUAAUAAAUUGGUGCAUACUGAAUGCUUCGCACCCAUAGUUUACGUACUCAAAACCAAGGAUAUCCAAGAAGCUAUAGCAUGGAAUAAUGAAGUUUCGCAAGGUUUAUCAUCGAGUUUGUUUACUCAGAAUAUAGGAAAUAUUUUUGAGUGGAUCGGGCCUAAAGGGUCGGACUGUGGCAUAGUGAACGUCAAUAUACCUACUUCUGGAGCAGAGAUAGGUGGUGCAUUCGGAGGUGAGAAAGCUACAGGUGGUGGCAGAGAAUCUGGUAGUGAUGCUUGGAAACAGUACAUGAGGAGGGCAACUAUUACCAUAAAUCACUCCAAACAGUUGCCCUUGGCGCAAGGGAUCAAAUUUGAAUAAUUGAGGAAUCUCUUGAAUGUAUUUAAUAACAAUAAAAAGUUUAAUGGAUA